Messenger RNA from Nomia melanderi (Alkali bee), 3143 nucleotides. RefSeq names its product regulatory particle non-ATPase 3 (gene Rpn3). Gene Ontology annotation, molecular function: enzyme regulator activity; protein binding. Gene Ontology annotation, cellular component: proteasome regulatory particle, lid subcomplex; proteasome complex. Gene Ontology annotation, biological process: ubiquitin-dependent protein catabolic process; regulation of protein catabolic process. Lineage: Eukaryota; Metazoa; Arthropoda; Insecta; Hymenoptera; Halictidae. The record is from RefSeq and is a predicted model, not a curated record.
UGAAACGACAACUUCUGUAUGCUUGAGUUUUCGAUGCAAUUCGAAGUUGUUCAAUUAUGUUAAGAGUGUAUAAAUCGAUACCUGCGGGCAUUCUGGAGACACUUCGCUCAUGAAAAGUUACCCUCUCUAUACUACUUUUAUCUGUUGUGUUAAACACUACAUUAAACUGCUCAAUUUCGAGCAGCUCUUUGAAUAAAAUUAGUAGGGGAGGAAUGAUGUUUCUGAUUUACUAGCAUGAGGAAAGUUAGACAUCUCUGAAUCAAGCAACGGAAUACUCUAAUACUUAGGAACAUUUUAAUUUGUCCUGUUGACUGGUUAGUUAGUAAUGCGUGACUGUGAAUUGGUUUGAUGAAAACGUAAAAUUGUAGUUAUUGGAAGAAGUUGUGGUUGCUAAAAAUUUUGAUACAAAGAUCAGUCAAAAUGGGAGUGCCUCCAGCUAGAAAUCCUGAAGCCAUGGAUGUAGAUAUAAUUUCUCCAGAAAGUCAAAAUGGUGAUGGUGAUGUCUGUGACAAAAAGGAUAUUGAUCUACAAACGAUUCAUGAUGUCCGUGAACAUGCUCGUCAGAUAGAAAAAGCUGUGCAAAGCAAAGAACCUCGUUUCAUUUUAAGAGUAUUGCGUACAUUACCAACCACGCGUCGUAGGUUAAACUUUAAUGUUUUACGUGGAAUAAUUGUAAGUUUCUAUACAAAACCAUGUUCAGAACGCGAGGCAUUGUUGUCACGAUUAGAAGAUUCCAUCGAAGUAGAAGAAACUCAAAAACUUCGUCCAUCUACGUCAAGUCCAUUACCAGAAAUUGAUGCUUAUAUUCGUUUAUUAGUUCUCAUGCGCUUAAUUGAUACUGGAAAGUAUGAGCAAGCAGUUUUAUGCGCGGAAGCAUUGUUACAAAAAAUUAUUGCACAGAAUCGGCGUACAAUUGAUUUAAUUGCUGCAAAAUGUUAUUUCUAUUAUUCAAGAGCAUACGAAUUAGUUGGAAGAUUGGAUAAAAUUAGAGGAUUGUUGCAUUUAAGAUUAAGAACUGCUACAUUGAGAAAUGACUUUGAGGGUCAAGCAGUAUUGAUUAAUUGCUUAUUAAGGAACUACUUACAUUACAAUUUGUAUGAUCAAGCAGAUAAACUUGUACUGAAAUCAACGUUCCCAGAGUCUGCUAGUAACAACGAAUGGGCUAGAUUCUUGUAUUACUUAGGACGUAUCAAAGCAGCUAGAUUAGAAUACUCUGCUGCGCACAAGUAUUUGGUACAGGCUCUUAGAAAGGCUCCGCAAAGCACUGCGGUAGGUUUCCGUCAGACAGUUCAAAAAUUGGCUGUAACAGUGGAACUUUUACUUGGUGAUAUUCCUGAACGUCAAACUUUCCGCCAAGCAGCAAUGCGUCGUGCUUUAGCUCCAUACUUUCAAUUAACGCAAGCUGUACGUUUAGGAAAUCUGCAACGUUUUGGAGAAGUUUUAGAAAACUUUGGUCCACAAUUCAGAGCGGAUCACACAUUCACUCUGAUUCUCAGACUGAGACAUAAUGUUAUUAAAACUGCGAUUAGAUCGAUUGGACUUUCCUAUUCCAGAAUUUCUCCUACAGAUAUUACAAAGAAAUUAGGUUUAGAUUCAAGCGUCGACGCAGAAUUUAUCGUAGCUAAAGCUAUUAGAGAUGGUGUGAUUGAAGCUACUUUGGAACCAGAAAAUGGAUAUAUGCGUAGUAAAGAGACUACUGAUUUGUAUUGUACUAAAGAGCCAUUACUCGCGUUCCAUCAGAGAAUCACGUUCUGCUUAGAUUUACAUAAUCAGAGUGUUAAGGCAAUGAGAUAUCCUCCAAAGUCAUAUGGAAAGGAUCUCGAAUCAGCAGAGGAACGUAGAGAAAGGGAACAACAGGACUUGGAACUUGCUAAGGAAAUGGCAGAGGAGGACGAUGAUGGAUUUCCUUAAAAUGUUCAUUUUUUGGAUACAUUUCAUUAAUAAAGCAAUUUGUCAGGAACUUAAAGUUACACUUUCUUAUACUUUGUACUAUGUUUAAUAGCAAAAGCUUUGCUAUAACAUCGUAAAAAUUCAGAAAAUUUUAAUACAAAGGAAUUUUUUCAUAGGAUAUUUUUUUAUAAAGGAAUAAGAAAACGUAAAUUGCACUAAUCUCUUUCAAAUAUAUUCUUUAAACAUUGCUUGUAGAAUAUAUGGCUACAGUGGCUGGCUCAGUGACAUAAUAUUUAUCACUGUAUAUAUUUAAAACACAUAACUUAUCUAUUAAAAUUAAAUAUGUUUAAUUUUGAAGGUUUUAAUGAUUUCACAGCAGAAUAUUUAAUUACAAAUGUUUUAUACUUAUUUUCAUAAUGAGCAUUACAUGUCUUUUCGUUUUUAAAUUGAACACUUGGAUAAACAGAUGUGUGUCAGACUUUCACGAGUUUGAAAAGUAGAAAUUAUUCAAAAGAAAACACGUAUACCCACAAAGUCGCAGUAACAAAGUUUAAUUAUUAAAAUUAACGUUUUAUUCUUUUGGUAACUAUUAACUCAAAAUACAAAUUUUUAAGUUUUUUUACAUAAAAAAAUUUUUUAAUUUUCAAUAUUAACAAACCAUUAACGAUCAGUCAUUUUUAAAUAUCUGAAUUAAUAUCGUAAUCUGAUAUAAAUUUUGAAAUGGUGUUUGUUAAAAAAUAUCACACAUUAUAAUUCUUUGAAACGUAUAAAUAUAUAAAAUGAAAAAAAAAGGAAAUAGAAAACCAUUUUCCAUUACAUAGAUAUUUACAUUACCAUGCAUUCAUAAAUAGAACUCACCUACAACUAAAGACCUAUAAUAAAUGAUUCAGUUACAUUUACUAUAAUACAAUUAAAUAUACAAUAUUUUCACUGUACAAGAUUCCCUUCCUUCAUAUUGAUUUCCUCUAUACAAAUUUUAUAAAAAAUUUAUAGCUUUACAAUUACUUUACGAAGCUACUAAAAUUUUUUAUAGAAGAAUAUAGCAAUUCAUUAUUACUGGUAUAUAAAACUUGAUUGAAUAUUGAUGAAGAUCUUUGGUUAUAGGUUUCAUGGAAUACUGCUCUUGUGGAGAUUCUUGUGCAUAUGUUUUAGUUGUCAGUCUGGAAGAAAAUAUUUUGUUAUCAUUUAUAAAACUUAGUUUAAUUAUUAAGUGUUUGUAGAGAAUUCUGAUAUUAAUAAAUAUGUUACUAUGA